AUGUGCAUGAAAAGAGUUCAUGGUUUUCCCGGUAUGAUUGGUAGUAUUGACUAUAUGCAUUGGCCGUGGGAGAUGUGUCCGACGGCUUGGCGAAGCACCCACACACGUGGUGACCUAGGUAGGCCUUCGUUGAUUAUUCAAGGAGUUGCAUUGUAUGAUCUAUGGAUUUGGAAUGCAUACUUUGGGCCACAAGGGUCUCAUAAUGACAUUAACGUAUUCGAGUCAUCUCCUGUGCUUGAAGAUCUUAUAUCUGGUUUGACACCCUCAGCUUCCUUUUAUGCAAACGGUAACUUCUAUCAGAGGGGGUACUACCUAGGUGACGGGAUAUACCCCGAGUAUGCUACAUUCAUCAAGACUUUUACCGAUCCAGUUGACGAGAAGAGAAAGCUUUUUAAGAAAAAGCAAGAGUCGGAACGUAAGGGUAUAGAAAGGGCUUUUGGUGUGUUAAAAAAGAGAUGGAAGGUCCUUAAUCAUCCGGCUCAUUAUUGGGACAAAGAACUUAUGCAAGAUGUGAUUUAUGCUUGUAUCAUCUUGCAUAACAUGAUAUUGGAGGACGAGGGCAAGGCCACAUGCCAGGACUAUAAUCCGGAUGAACCUUCUCUAGUACCGGGUUAUUGGGAACAAAUGACACCGCUCGAACAACGAAUUCAAAACCGCCAUGCCAUUAAAAGUAGAGAAACACACAACAUGCUUACGGCGGAUUUGAUUGAUCAUCUUUGGACGACCCAAGCACAUGACUUUGAUCCCGAUAACGUGGUUCUCCCGGAUCUCAACGAGUACGUUAGCUCCGACGAUGAGUAGGUUGUUUGUUUUUUUAUUUAAAUAAUGAUGUAAUA
Erigeron canadensis is the source of this 836-nucleotide messenger RNA. RefSeq names its product protein ALP1-like. The transcript has 2 exons. The record is from RefSeq and is a predicted model, not a curated record. NCBI's taxonomy places the organism in Eukaryota, Viridiplantae, Streptophyta, Magnoliopsida, Asterales, Asteraceae. Bases 1 to 801 code for a protein of 266 amino acids.